Molecule: messenger RNA, 11856 nt
Organism: Hansenula anomala
Lineage: Eukaryota; Fungi; Ascomycota; Saccharomycetes; Phaffomycetales; Wickerhamomycetaceae
Gene: DYN1
Product: dynein heavy chain
Exons: 2
Coding region: 1-11856 (3951 amino acids)
Biological process (GO): microtubule-based movement
Cellular component (GO): dynein complex
Molecular function (GO): minus-end-directed microtubule motor activity; ATP hydrolysis activity; dynein intermediate chain binding
Source: RefSeq, a predicted model, not a curated record
AUGAACUCUUCAUUUGAAACCUUAAGGUCACUAGUGAGGUUUGGGGUUGGUUCUUAUUUUGAUGCAAUCACUUCAAACAAUAAAAGUGAAACAAUCAGCUCUACCAAGAAAAAAAUCAAUGAACUUGUUUUGUCUUUGAAAAACCUAGAUCAAGCUAUUCAAAUCCCUGAUCUUUCUGUCACUUUACAUCCAGUCCUAAAAGAUGCCAUCGCAAAAGGUGCUAAUCUCCAAAACUAUACAGAUUUCAUAUCUGAUGAGACCCUCAAUGAUUCAACAUUUUUGAACAACAUCCAGACUAUUGUUAAUGAAUGGGUAAGAUCAAUUCAAGCAGUAACGAAAAUGAAUCGAGAAGUAUCAGAGGGUUCAGCGGCUGAUGAGAUCAACUUUUGGACAUCUAUGGAAAACACACUCACGGCCAUUCAAACUCAACUGGAUUCGGAUGGUGUCCAGUUAUCAUUAGAGGUUUUGAAAUAUGCAAAGAGAUAUCAUGCGACAGUCAGUUUUUUCUCAGAUAUUGAGAUCAAAGAAGCUAUGGCUACAGCUGCUGAUUACAACAAAUUAAUGAAAGAUUUCCCGCUUAAUGAAUUAUUAGUUGCUGAAGACUUGGUGAGAGUUGAAGAUGCCAUUGUGUUGAUUUUGAAUCACUUGAAGAGACUAAAACUCACAUCAUAUCCUAUUAGUCGGUCAUUACCUUUUCUUGAAGCUAUUUCCUCUGAUCUUGAAAGAAAACUUAAACCAAUGGUUUACAACCUCAUGUCGUUAGAUUUUGAACAAUUUAUUAUUGAAGUUCAAGAACUCAACUCUAUAUUUGACACAUGGGAUAGACAAGCUAAAGAGUUUACAAACGUUGCCAGAGAACUUCUAAGGAAAAGAGGUGAAAAGUUUUUAUUUGUUAGAAUCAAUUCAAAAACUAUACAUAUGAAGGAGCGCAUUCAAGAAGCAUUGUCAUUCAGAUCAAGUCACAACGAGCUAGUUGAUACACUCUCAAGAGUCAGAAUGGAUCAAAAAGAAUUAGAUUAUGCAUAUAACGCCAUUAGAGAUGUCGAUGUUUUCAGUGGCGACGUUGAAUGGUCCAACGCUAAAAAGUCCUAUAACAGAAGAAUUCAUGAUAUUGAAAACCAAAUUGUUGAAGGUAUGAGGUCCACGUUAGACAAAUCCAGAAAUUCCAAUGAGAUGUUUCAGGUUUUUGAAAAUUAUAGAUUUUUACUUGAACGCCCAAGAAUCAGAGCUGCUACACAAGAAUACCAAUCUCAACUUUUAACGAUAGUUAAGGGGGAAAUAUCUGAAUUACAAGAAAGUUUUACAAAGAAAUCGGACGAAUCUUCACUGGCUGCCCUUUAUGAUUAUCCCUCAAUUGCAUUCACGUUGCUUUGGGCUAAACAAGUUGAAGCGAAGCUAGCAUUCUUGAUGGAUAGACUUGAAUUAGUCUUAGGCAAAGACUGGAACUUAUUUGCAGAAGGUCAAAAAAUUUAUGCUGAAGUCACUGUUUUUAAGAAAAAGUUGAAUACCAAACCAAUUUUUGAUGACUGGUUAAGUUUUGCAAGUGAGAGAAAGAUUGAUGGUAAUAUUUUGAAGCUAUCCAAAGACAAAGAAAUUAGAUUAGAAGUCAAUUUUGAUGAAAACCUUAUGCAGCUGUUCAAAGAAGUACGUGCUUUGAGUUAUCAAGGAUUUCAAAUCCCCCAUAAUGUGGUAUUAUCAUCUAGGCAAGUGAGAAAAGUCUAUCCACAUGCUGUCAUUUUGACUGAAUCCAUUGCUGAUUUCCCUGCACUUUUACAAUCCAUUGAAUCGCUUCAAGAAUUUAAAGUUUUGCUUGUGUCUGAAAGAAAUAAAAUAUAUCAUCUUAUUGAACAAUGCUUAUCAAUAAAAUGGGAAACAAUCACCAAAGCUCAUGACUUAAAACAUAUAGAGAUCCAGACCACUGAACAUCAACAAGAGCAACUGAUAUCUCAGUUAGAGAACUCAAUUUCUGAUCUCCAACGAAAGCUUGAAGUUGCUGCUAAAUACAAAUUUCAGAUGAAUGAAGACUUCCAGCUGUUACAAACAUGUCAAUACGAUUAUGAUAACUUCAAAGAUAUAAUUUCUGAUGUCCAAAAACUUAUUGAUCAACUCAAUUUUGAAGGGUUUACAAAUGUUGAUAUAUUUGUGUCAAACUUGAACACCAAACUAAGGAAAGCACUUGUUGAUCGUUGUCUUGAAGAAGACUUAACUCCGGAAAAGUCCGUCCAUCAGAUUGUUUUAGGCUCAAGGGUUUCAAUAUCACCAGCAUUAGAACGUUCAAAAGUCAACUGGCUAAGUGUGUUUCAAAAUAAAAUUGAAACAAUCAGAAACCAAUCCAAGAUUUUCGAUCGUGUAUUACAAAAUGAAGACACUAAUACCUCUUUGAUGAAUGAUGAGUCUUUGGAACAACUACAUUUCCAUUCAAGUAAAUUCAUCAAACUGAUUGAUGAAUAUUAUGAUGAUGCUUACGCUUUUUUGAAGGUUUGGUCCCAAUUUGAAGCUUUGUGGAACUUUCAAUCAGAUGAAAUCUAUAAAGAUCUAGACCUUGACGGAUGGCUUGAAGUACUCGAUGAAGUUAAAAAAUCAAGAAAUACUUUUGACACCAAUGAAACCGUUAAAGUUUGUGGCUCCUUCAUCAUUGAUUAUAAUGAUGCAAGAGAGAAAGUACGUUCUAGAUUUCUGUCUUGGAACAGGGACUUACUAGGAAAAUUUUCAUUAUCUUUGUCUGGAAUCAUCAAAGUCACACAUGACUCCAUUAUCAAGGGAAAGAAAUUUUUGGAAAAUACAACUCUGAACUUGUCGUCGGUUAAAGAAACCAUUGAAGUUGUUACAAAAGUUCAGGAGUUUAAGGAUCUUUUGAAAAUGGUUGAUUGCCAGAUCUCGAAACUCAAGUUAGGACAAAGCACUUUGACAAGACAGAGGUUCAAGUUUCCUUCAGAUUUUGUUUAUUGCGAACAGAUUGAAAAUGAUUACGAAGCGCUAUCAGAAUUGGUUUCCAAAAGAGCUGCUGCUAUUGACUCCCAAAUGGACGUUAUAAUGAAGAGUAUUGAAUCAGAAGCACAGCGCUUAGAAAGUUCAAUUUUACAAGUCCAACAAGAUUGGGCUCAGUCAAAACCUACAUCCUCAUCAAACUCUCCAACAAAAUCACUAGAAGUACUAGCACAAUUUGAGAAAAGCUUCACUAACUUGAGUGAACGAAAAUUGUUAGUGACCAGAGCUGCCUUUCUUCUCUCAUUACCAGUCAAAAUACCUGUUGAUAUUUCAUCAAACCUAGAAGAAUUGAGAGAUUUAAAAUCAGUUUGGAUUUCUAUUCAAGGAUUAUGGACAACAUUAGAUGACUUGAAGGCUAUGACAUGGUAUGAUGUGAAACCUAGACAAUUACGUAAAGAGCUUGAACAGCUUUUGGUCAAUACUAGGUCCAUGCCUGUAAGAGUUCGUCAACACGAGCCCUUUCAAAUAUUUUUGAAGAAUGUCACAGACUUAUCCAACUCUCAGAAGUCCAUCAUUUCAUUGAAAGAGGAUCAUGUCAAGGAGAGACAUUUGAAAUCAUUAUUCAAAAAAUUGAACAAAACUUACAAAAGUACGUUGACAAUUGGAGAUAUUUGGUCUUUAAAUUUGGUACUCAACGAAGGUGCUGUCAAGGAAACAAUGGAGCAGGCAGGUGCUGAGAAAGUUUUAGAAGAUGUCUUGGAAGGAAUUCGUGACUAUUGGGAACAAGCGUCGUUUGAGACCUUCAAUUUUCACGGUCAAAACUUGGUGAAGAAUAUGGCAGCUCUACUUGAACAAUCUUUCAAUGAUUCUCAAAGUCUCGAGUCUAUGAGAAACUCCCCAUAUUUCAGAGUUUUUGAAGAUGAGGCUGUCCAAUGGGAGUCCAAGUUAAACAACGUACACCAAAUUGUUGAUCUAUGGGUGGAAGUUCAGAGACAGUGGAUAGACCUUGAUGGUGUAUUUGACUCCAAGUCUGGUAUUAGAAAGUUACUUCAAAGUGAAGCUUCCAGAUUCCAGAUGGUUUCAAAUGAAUUUAUCUCAGUGCUGAAAAGGGUGUUCAAGCACAAUUUUGUAAUAGAGAUUUUGGGAAUUCCAGACCUUCAGGGUAUAAUGCAAAGGAUUUCGGAAUCUUUGUCAAGGAUUGCCAAAGCAUUAGGUGAAUUUUUGGAAAAGCAGAGAGAUUUGUUCCCAAGAUUCUAUUUUGUCGGUAAUGAAGACCUUUUGGAGAUCAUUGGUAAUAUGGGUGAUUUCAGUAAAAUAUCAAAGCACUUGAAAAAAAUGUUUGCCGGUGUCAAUGAUUUGAAAGUUGAAAAUGAUUCCAUAACACAUGUGUCAUCACCAGAGGGAGAGGUUUUGAAGUUGGUUGAUGCAAUUUCGUUAUUGAAAUAUUCACGAGUUGAUGAAUGGUUGACCCAACUUGAUUACGAAAUUAAACACACAUUGUCCGUCAUGGUUGCUGAUUCUCUAGAAGGCUUCACAGAUAAUAAAUUUGAAGCUUGGAUUGGUACAUAUCCAGCUCAGGUUACACUUCUUACCCUACAGAUAAGUUGGACUAAACUGAUUGAAGAGUCGAUCACUACAAAGAACUUUGAUGGAAUCUUACAAGAUCUAGAGUCUUAUUUAGAUAUCCUUUCUGGAAUAGGUAAAGGGAAAAACAAAGCUGUUGAAUCGUUUAUCAUUGAAAUUCUUCACCAGAAAAAUACAACUGAACAUCUCAAAGCUCAAAAUAUAGAUAAUAUUCAUGAUUUCAGGUGGGUUUCUCAGCAAAGAUUUUACUAUGCUUUUGAAGAAAGUGAUUACCUUAAAAGAUUAGAGGUCAGACAAGCUACAAAAUCAUUUGUUUACGGAUUUGAAUACUUUGGUGUUAUGGAAAGACUCGUUUCCACACCACUUUUACAAAAAGGCUUUUUAGCAAUGACUGGAGCGUUGGAUCAAGGAUUGGGUGGUUCACCAUUUGGGCCUGCUGGUACAGGUAAAACAGAAACUAUCAAAUCACUUGGUCAAAACCUUGGUAAAAUGGUUCUAGUGUUCAAUUGUGAUGAAUCUUUUGAUUUCCAAGCAAUGGGUAGAUUACUACUGGGUAUUUGUCAGGUUGGUGUUUGGGGUUGUUUUGAUGAAUUCAACAGGUUGAAUAAAAACAUUUUGAGUGCGGUUUCAUCUCAAAUUGAGCAAAUAGAGAUGGGUUUAAAAUCUAAAAGUUGUGACAUCGAACUUUUGAGUAGAAAGACACCACUCAAAGACGGUACUGGUAUAUUCAUCACAAUGAAUCCAAGUUAUUCUGGAAGAGCCAAUCUCCCAGACAAUUUGAAGAAGCUUUUCAGAAGUUUUUCCAUGAAGUCGCCUGAUAGCGAAAUUAUUGGCGAGGUGCUUUUAAGCUCAUGGGGCUUUAAGUCAUCAAAAGCCCUUUCAGAGAAAGUUGUUCGGUUUUUUGAACUUUUAUCAUCAAGAAGCUCAAAUCAACCACAUUAUGACUUUGGACUCAGAGCUUUCAAAGUGGUGCUUUCAAAUGCCGGCAAAAAACUUCUGGCCUUAAGCGAGUCUGAUGAUUCUGAACUUCUGGCUAUUGUGAGGAGUAUCAACGAGACUAUUAGUCCAAGACUUCUUGAUCAAGAUACCAAAAUUUUUGAAGAUGUGAGAAAUGAAGUUUUUGGUCCUAUAGUGGAUAAAAUUGAAGAGAUAGAACUAGUGUCAAUUAUCAAGGAAUAUAUUAAAGGAAAGGGGCUUAUUUGUUCAGAUAAAUGGAUUAUGAAGUUGAUUCAGUUUUAUAAUAUUCAAGAAAGCCAACAAGGUGUCAUCGUCGUUGGUAAGGCCGGAAGAGGAAAAUCAACUUUAUGGUCCUCCUUACUUGAAGUUUUGUCAAAAGUUGAUGGUAAAGAUGCUUUACACUACAUCAUUGAUCCUAAAGUGUUAUCUAAGAAUGAGCUAUUUGGGUUUCUUGAUCCAGUUACCAGGGACUGGAGCGAUGGUUUAUUGACAUCCAUUAUUAGAAAAGUUCUAGAAAAUCUAAGGGGUGAACUUACAAAAAGAGUUUGGGUUGUUUUUGAUGGUGAUAUUGAUCCUAUUUGGGUAGAGAGUUUGAACAGUGUUUUGGACGACAACAAAACUUUGACACUUCCAAAUGGUGAACGACUUCAAAUUCCCCAAAACAUCAGAUUUAUCUUUGAAGUGGAUGGAUUAGACUUUGCUACACCUGCAACUGUCAGUAGAUGUGGUAUGGUUUGGGUUGAAGAAGCUACGAUAACUUUGAAUGAUGUGUUAGGUCAUGAAUUAUGGUGCUUAAAUAAUGUCCCAAUAAGUGAUAUAGAAGAGGUGGAUCCUUCUAAGCUUUUGAUCUUACAACAGCAAGUGAGCUCUGUUUUGAAAACUGUCCUUGAUGGCCACAUGGAUGAGAUAUCAACUUUUGCCGUGAAUAAUUUAGAUCACGUGAUGGAUGUUGAUGUUAUGACAAUGGUGAAGCAGAUAUUUGUUUUUAUCAAGUGCUAUAUGAGGAAGGUAAUCAGUGGCCAGUUUGAGCAAGGCGGUUCUGGACUAGAUAUAGAUGAACGAUAUGUCAAGAAAGCUUUAAUUUUGUCAAUAUUGUGGUCGUUUAGUGGUAGUGCUCCUCUAGUUGAAAGACAAAAAUUUUCAAGCUAUGUCUCUUCUUUUUUUGAGUUCAAGGACUUAGUUCCCAAUGAAGAUGAUUUGGAUGUGCUUGAUUAUGAGAUCGAUAAUCAAGGUAAUUGGAUUAACCUGGAGCAUUUGUUGGAAGUUCCAAAUCUUGGUCCCGAAUCUGUUAUUGAUCCAAAUACUGUCAUACAAACUAUUGACACAUUGAGACAUGAAAAUUUAAUCUUUGCACUACUUCAAGAAAAGAGGUCGUUGAUAUUAUGUGGUCCUCCAGGUUCUGGUAAAACGAUGACUUUAUAUGCUGCUCUCUCCAGGUCACCAGAUAUUGAUGUCUCCAAUUUAAAUUUUUCAAAAGAGACAUCCCCAACAAUCCUACUUAAAGCAAUGGAGCAGCUCUGUGAGUACAAGAAGACUGUCGAUGGCCUAAUAAUGCGUCCAAAGGUUACAGGAAAACGUGUUGUUUUCUUUUGUGAUGAAAUUAAUUUGCCCAGAUCAGACAAAUUUGGUACACAACAUGUUAUCUCAUUUAUGCGUCAAAUGAUAGAAAGGAAUGGUUUUUGGAGGCCAUUUGAUAAACAAUGGGUUAACUUGGUAAAUGUUCAAUUUGUUGGAGCAUGUAACCCACCCUCUGAUGCUGGAAGAAUCAAGUUGUCUCCAAGGUUUUUGUCACAUUUAACGUUAAUAAUGGUCGAUUACCCUGGUUCAUCAUCACUUCAACACAUUUAUAACACUUUUGUUCGUGCUACUUUGAAGAAGGUCCCCCAUUUGAGUGGUUAUGCAAAGGACAUCACCAAUGCAAUGCUCGAUGUUUAUUCAAGAUCAAUUUCUAAAUUUACUCACAAUACUCAAGCUCAUUACAUUUACAGUCCUCGUGAGCUCACUCGUUGGGUUCGGGGUAUGCUUUAUUCAAUUCAACCUCUAUCCAGUCUUGAUAUAAGUGAUAUUAUAAGAGUAUGGGCCCAUGAGGCAACAAGAUUAUUCUGUGAUCGGUUGGUAUUGGAAGAUGAGCGUACUUGGACCUUAGACCUUAUUGACACCGUUGCGAUUGACAGAUUCCCAAAUAUAAAUCGUGAGAAAGCACUCCAAAAACCCAUCUUUUUUAGUAACUGGCUUUCGCUAUAUUAUGAACCUGCUGACAAAAAGGAGCUCAAGUCAUUCAUCGUGGAGAGAUUGAAAGUGUUUUCGGACGAGGUUCUAGACAUUGAUUUUGUUCUUUAUGACGAUGCUAUUGAUCAUAUCCUUAGAAUAGAUCGUGUUUUGAAACAACCACAGGGUCAUUUAAUAUUAGUCGGUCCAAGUGGCACUGGUAAAACAACAUUAACCAAGUUUGUUGCAUGGAUUAAUGGUUUGAAAAUUGUCCAAUUGGGUGUUACACGUAAUUAUUCACUUGGAGAGUUUGAUGGUGUUUUGAAAGAUUUGUUGAAACGGUCAGGUGUUCAAGGUGAAUCGAUUUGUUUUAUUGUUGACGAAUCAACCAUCUUAGAUGGUGCCUUUUUGGAAAGAAUGAAUUCACUACUCGCAAAUUCACAAAUCCAGGAAAUUUUUGAUCAGGAUGAGUACAACAUUCUCUUGAACUUGUGUAAGGAGCAGGUUCAGUCGCGUGGUUUGCUCUUAGAUACAGCUGAUGAACUUUUUGGCUGGUUCACGCAGCAGGUUGCAAAUAACCUCCACAUCGUGUUCACUAUCAAUGAUCCAAAUGACGCCAAAUCGCCUCAAAUUAUAAGCUCACCUGCUUUAUUCAAUAGAUGUGUUCUCAAUUGGAUGGGUGAUUGGUCCUCGGAAUCCUUAAUUCAAAUAAGCCAAAAACUUUUGGGAUCAGUUCCAAUUGAUAAAUCUGAAUUUGAGAUUCCUGUUAUUCCAUCAAAUGAGCUAUUUUUCAACAUGAGGUCGUUCAGGGAUGUCAUUGGCCACUGUAUUGUCACAUUACACGCCAAAGAGAACUUUGAGAAGAGAUCAGGCUCCUUGAUUGACUUUAUUAAUAGCUUUGUGUCAGUUUUUGGUAUGAAAGAAAGGGAACUUCAAAGUGGUCAAAGACAUUUGAAUUCGGGUCUUGACAAGCUAAAGGAAACUGUGAUCAAGGUGAAAUACUUGAAGGAAGAAUUAACCACCAAGGAGCAAAAUUUGACAAUGAAGGAAAAAGAAGCUCGUGAGAUGUUGAACAAGAUUCUAGAGGAGCAAAAUGAAGCUGAAAGAAAGCAGGAAGCAUCAAUACAUCUUCAAGGUGCCUUAGAACGACAAAAUGUUAAGAUUGAGGAUCACAGAAAACGUGUUUUGGAAGAUCUAGCAUUAGCUGAACCUGCUGUUUUAGAAGCUCAAAGAGGUGUUAAAAAUAUCAAAAAACAACACUUGACUGAAUUAAGAUCCAUGUCAACGCCUCCAGCUACUGUUCAAAUGACAUUAGAAUCUGUCUGUAUUCUAUUGGGCUAUGAUGUUUCAAGCUGGAGAGAUGUGCAACUGAUAAUCCGUAAAGAUGACUUCAUUUUCAACAUUGUCAAUUUUGACUGUGAAAGGCAGGUUACUCUUGAGCUUCGUGAGUACAUGGAAGAAACCUAUUUAAGCAGACCAGAUUACAACUUCAACUCUGCUGAUCGUGCUAGUAAAGCUUGUGGUCCACUUUUACAAUGGGUCCAGGCGCAGGUUCGUUAUUCAAUUGUGCUUGAUCAGGUUGGUCCUCUACGUGAAGACAUGUUGGUGUUGGAGGAAGAGUCUAGACAGAACCAGGCAAGAUUACUGGCUAUUGAUGAUAUGAUCACUGAACUUCAAGAAAGUAUCGAAAACUAUAAAAAUGGGUAUAGUGAACUGAUUAGGGACACGGAAAAAAUCAAAUCUGAAAUUUCUGAGGUACAAGUAAAAGUUCAACGUUCAAUGAAAUUGGUUGAGAGUUUAAGUGAAGAACGAAUCAGAUGGGCUGAUAGCGUGAAGGGCUAUAACGACAAUUACUCUUGUUUACCAGGUGAUUCUUUGUUGGUAUCGGCCUUCCUUACCUAUUCGUCAUCUGUUGAUCAUCAAGAAAGAGUUGAAAAGUUCAAUUCAUGGAAACAAUUGCUAUCAAAGCACUCCAUAUCUUUCAAUGCAAAUCUCUCUUUCUUGGAUUUCACUGGGUCAUCUGCCAGAUCGUUGGAUUGGCAGCACAAGGGACUUACAAAUGACGUCCUUUACUAUGAAAAUGUUGCAAUUAUUGAGAAAACUUCAAAACUUCCAUUUAUUGUGGAUCCAUUGGGUCAAAUUGUUGAAUUCAUGAAGGUGCAUUUACAGCCCAAGAAAUUAGUGGUUACAAGUUUUCUUGAUGAUUCCUUUGUCAAAAGUUUAGAGAAUACAAUGAGAUUUGGAGGUGCAAUUCUGAUUCAAGAUGCUGAAUAUUUUGAUCCAAUAAUUUCUAGAUUAUUGAAUAAAGAUUUUGAAAAAGUUGGGGGUCGAAGACUUAUUAGACUAGGAAAUAGAAAUGUUGAUUGCUCUCCUGACUUUAAAUUAUAUUUGCAUACAAGAAAUCCAUCCAUUCAUAUCACACCAUUUGUUAGAUCUAGAACCACUGUGAUUGAUUUUACCUUAACGGAAAGCAGUAUAGAAACACAGGUAUUGAACAUGACUCUAUCUCACGAAAGACCGGAUGUUGAGCAGCAAAGGUUAGAUCUCGUCAAGCUUAACGGUGAAUAUAAGGACCGUUUGAAAUCUCUAGAGGGUGAUUUGUUGAGUGUAUUGAGUGAGUCUAAAGGUAAUCUCUUGGAUAGUGAAGAGUUAGUUGAAACAUUAGAAAGGUUGAAGGUUGAAUCGGGUGAAAUUAAGCAAAAAGUUGAGGAAACUACAGAUGUUAUGAGUAAAGUUGAUGAUAUUUUGGAAACUUACUCGCCAUUGGCUAAAAACUCAUCGCUUAUGUUUUCUUUACUCAAAAAGUUAAAAGAUAUUCAUGCCUUCUAUGAAUUUCCACUAUCUGCAUUUAUGUCAAUUUUCACAGAAACUCUCACAUCUUCCAAGGAAUCUAACGGUGAUCGUGUUGAGACAUUGAUAGUUGAUCUUUAUAAAGAGAUAUUUGCUAACAUAUCUCUUUCUUUGUUGCAACGUGAUAAGGUUUUAAUAGCUUUUGUGAUGGGUUUGUUGUAUUUGAAAGAAAAAGAAAGCUUUGCAUUUAUGAAGUUUGUUGUUUCUUUGCUAAAGUCGGUAGUUUUGGAAGAUGGUGUAUUGUCUCAAAGAACCAAACCAUCAGAUAUAAGAGAUGGAUUCAAGUCAAUUUCACAGUUUUUAUUCACUGGUUUUGGUCAGUAUACAUCGAAAUAUGAUUUGAGGGAUGUUAUUCUUAAAAAUAAGCGUUCACCAAUAAUUUUGGCCUCCACUAGUGGAUUUGAUCCAACAUACAAGGUUAGAAACAUUUCAAGAGAGUUAAAUCAUGAAAUCAAAAUUGUUGCUAUGGGUUCCACAGAAGCCAAUAAGAUCGCACAUGUUCAAAUGGAGGAAGCUGCGAAAAAGGGUGGUUGGUUAAUCUUGCAAAAUGUCCAAACAUCUUCUGAAUGGCUUGAGCUUUUACAAAAGAAGUUAGAUGGUGUUUCCUUGAAUGAGGAUUUCAGAUUAUUCUUGACGUGUGAGGUCACUUCUGAUAUUCCUACAACAUUAUUAAGAUCAUCAGAUGUUUUGGUUUUCCAAAAUGCGCCUGGUUUGAAACCUUUGAUGGUGGAAUAUCAAAAAUCAUUUGGCACCAAAUGGGAAAGUGGCAAACCGGUUGAAAAGAGACACAUUUACUUUUUACUUUGUUGGUUCCAUUCGAUAUUACAAGAAAGGGUCAGAUAUGUUCCAAUUGGAUUUUCCAAGAAUUAUGAUUUCAAUGACUCAGAUUUCGAUACUGCUGUUUUUGCUAUUGAUAGGUGGUUUGACAAAAUUAGUGGAGGAAGAGACAACAUUUCACCUGAAGAUAUCCAAUGGUGUGCUUUGCAAACACUUGUCGGUGACAUUGUUUAUGGUGGAAAAGUUGAUGAUGAUUCUGAUUCAAACAUUUUGCAUGAAUUGAGUGAUAGAAUCUUCAGACUUGAAUCAUUUGAGCAUGAUUUCAAUUUAAUCAAUAAUGAAGUCUCACAAAGGUUAAAUAUUUCGUUGAAUCCACCUGAAGGAAGAUCUGUUGAUGACUAUAUCUCAUGGAUUUAUGCGCUUCCAGAUGUUGAGCCACCAUCUUGGAUUGGAUUGGAAGAUGACGCGGAUUUAUUGAUGAAGAGGAAAGAAGCAUUCGAAAUUUGUCAAAAUGCAGCUGCUAUUUUAGAAGAUUUAGUCGUGAUUGAGUGA